AUGACCUGGACUACCGAAGAAUGGGCUGAUCACUUUGCCCGCGUCAGAUUCCACGAGUGGAAGGAAGACGAGAAACUGAAACUCGAAGAAUUUGAGGACAAGCACAUUAAGCUUGCUCUCAAUCAGUCCAACCGCAACGUGAAAUCGAACGACAAAGACAAAGACAAGGACAAAACAGCCAGUCUGAGUCUCCGCGGUACCGGGACUACUAGUAGUGCUACUAGUAGUGCUACUAAUGCUGAAAUCCUAUUUCGUAAGGGGUAA
This is a messenger RNA of Seminavis robusta, 264 nucleotides long. Lineage: Eukaryota; Bacillariophyta; Bacillariophyceae; Naviculales; Naviculaceae. The record is from the annotation of a GenBank genome assembly.